GCCUUAUUUAUUACACACCAAAAAGUAUAAAACCACACAGCCGGCUGCAGCUCUCAUCUCCAAACCUGGCAUUUGCCUGAGGCGACCACGGUGCCUCCAGCCCCGGUCAAGCUUCCCUGAGAGACUCUAUCGAUUUGCCGAGCCAUGCUCUGGAGGCAGUGCAUCUGGUGGCACCUGCUGGCUCUGCUUUUCCUCCCAUUUUGCCUGUGUCAAGAUGAAUACAUGGAGGUGAGCAGAAGAGCUAAUAAAGCGGCGGCCAGGAUAGUGCAAAGCCACCAGCAGACUGGCCGUAGCAGCUCCAGGAGGGAGAAAGUGAGAGAGCAGAGCCAAGCUAAAACUGGGGCUGUGGAUAAUAACACGUCUACAGACCUAAAACCCCUGAGACCAGAGGCGCUUCCGCACCCUGAGGUAGAGGACCUAGCCCAGAUCAACCCAUUCUGGGGCCAGUCUCCACAAGCUGGAGGACUGCCCCCAGACUGCAGCAAGUGUUGCCAUGGAGAUUAUGGAUUCCGUGGUUACCAAGGGCCCCCUGGACCUCCAGGUCCUCCUGGCAUUCCAGGAAACCACGGAAACAAUGGGAACAAUGGAGCCACUGGCCACGAGGGGGCCAAAGGGGAGAAAGGCGACAAAGGCGACCUGGGCCCUCGAGGGGAGCGCGGGCAGCAUGGCCCCAAAGGAGAGAAGGGCUACCCAGGGGUGCCACCAGAACUGCAGAUUGCGUUCAUGGCUUCUUUAGCAACUCACUUCAGCAAUCAGAACAGUGGCAUUAUCUUCAGCAGUGUUGAGACCAACAUUGGAAACUUCUUCGAUGUCAUGACUGGGAGAUUUGGGGCCCCUGUAUCAGGUGUGUAUUUCUUCACCUUCAGCAUGAUGAAGCACGAGGAUGUAGAGGAAGUGUACGUGUACCUUAUGCACAAUGGCAACACGGUCUUCAGCAUGUACAGCUAUGAAACAAAGGGAAAAUCAGAUACAUCCAGCAACCAUGCCGUGCUGAAGUUGGCCAAAGGAGAUGAAGUCUGGCUAAGAAUGGGCAACGGUGCCCUCCACGGGGACCACCAGCGCUUCUCCACCUUUGCAGGCUUUCUGCUCUUUGAAACUAAGUGAUGAGGAAGACAGGAUAGCUCCACUUUGGGGGCAAUUUGUAGCUGAGCUAGGGUUGUUAGGAUAUGAGGGAUGUUGAAGUUGGGGGUUCUUUAUGGAGCAUUUAACUGAUGCAUUGGUCACACUGCUACUCAUUCUAGGAUGCUUCAGGGGCUAUGAAGAAUAGGCCACAAGGUAAUCUUCCCAGAUGACCUUGGGAAAUGCUCAGCAUCUUCCCAGAUGACCUUGGGAAAUACUCAGCAUCUUCACUCUUCUUUACAAGUCUAAAGGGAUUGCCACCUGUUACAGGCUGGAAAUAAGUGCUCCCCUCAAAAGAUGCAUUUGCCAAGAGUUUUGGUGCUCUGUUUAAAUGUAGUAUUGGCUUUGGAGUCCCUUUGCCAUUGCAUUACUGGGGCUGUGGUAGAGCUCUCCUGACUCUGUACAACGCGCUGAGGUAAGACGAAGUUGAUAUAGUACAGAAGUUAUCACACUUUUUUUUUAAAAUUUGGGAAUUAUUCCCAAAUUUUUAUAUACACCAUGUUAUGUUGAAUGGGCUGUAAACUUAAUUAAAUACAGGCAGACAAAUGGAUGCAAAAUACACGUGUAUUCCAUUUAUGAGAUCCAUAACAUGUCUUAAAUGUUUUCAAUAAAAAUGAUAUUAUUUUCUCUA
Mus pahari (shrew mouse) is the source of this 1750-nucleotide messenger RNA. RefSeq names its product C1q and TNF related 3 (gene C1qtnf3). NCBI's taxonomy places the organism in Eukaryota, Metazoa, Chordata, Mammalia, Rodentia, Muridae. Bases 145 to 1104 code for a protein of 319 amino acids. Gene Ontology annotation, molecular function: protein binding. The record is from RefSeq and is a predicted model, not a curated record. The transcript has 6 exons.